Messenger RNA from Clavispora lusitaniae ATCC 42720, 3087 nucleotides. It is a transcript of the gene RIC1, whose product is annotated as Ric1p. The record is from RefSeq and is a predicted model, not a curated record. Gene Ontology annotation, biological process: intracellular protein transport; retrograde transport, endosome to Golgi. Gene Ontology annotation, cellular component: cytosol; Ric1-Rgp1 guanyl-nucleotide exchange factor complex; Golgi membrane. Lineage: Eukaryota; Fungi; Ascomycota; Pichiomycetes; Serinales; Metschnikowiaceae.
AUGGCUUGGAUCAAUUCUUGCCCCGAAUACUCUAUUCCAUUGGCUCUAGAGCAGCAUGUUGUUGAUAUCGCGCCUAUUCCACAUACUCCUCUUUUGGCGGUGGUAACGCCUUCCACACUAGUGAUUUACCAUUCGAAGUCUUUGAUUCCAGUCACUCUCCGCAAAAGAGGAAGCGAGUGUUUACAAAGCCAUGGACCCACUACAAGCAUCCAUCUCCGCCAUAUCACGGUUGACACCGUGAACCUUGACCAGCUUCAGUCUGUCAAUGUUUUCGUUCGAACAGCAUCGAACUUCGUGCUAGUGUUCCAUUUGCUCAUUAACUAUGGAAAGUCCAUGUAUCAAGUGUGUGAUUCGGGCGACGAUGAUCGCCUUUUGCAGAAUGCAUUGCCACUAGCCCUGGGUGUCUCUCGUUUUUCCUUUUCCAACUUACUCAAAACAGCUACACGCAGCAUAAUACAUGGCAACACAGGCAUAAACUUGGCCAACCUAGAACACUUCAACUACGGCACCUACGACGACGAGGAGAGGAAUGAGCAAAUCCCCUCUGUUCGACUUACAUUAGCAAAAAUUAUAAAGAUGAGUGCACCUCUUUUGGGCUUCUGGUGUAAGCCCAACUCCCAGAAUUUGAUUUUUGCUUAUGACAACCAAGAAAUCCAACUUCUCAAUUUGAAAUCGUCUAAGAAUGAAACUAUUUCUCUUCGAGAUCUCAGCUGGUAUACGGAUACCACAGCUAUAGAGUACAGUUUGAGGCACAAUUUUUUCUUGCAUUUGAAUUCGUCAGGACAACUAUCAGCCCUUCAAUUCGUCGACGAACCAAACUCCUCGGGCCUUCUGUUAAAGCCAAUGCCACUAUUAUCAAUAAAUUACAAGGUGGAAGCAAUAUUAUUGAACCCACAGUUUGAUCUCGUUUGUUUGCAGUCCGACACCGACGUGAAAAUCUAUGCCAUGUAUUUCACCAAGGAUAUUCCUUCUCUUAGGUAUGUGAAAAAGAUAUUCAAGUUUGAAAGAGGAUCUGCUUAUGAGUGCCACUGGUCACCUUGUGGUAUGUUUCUCACAGUUCUAGAUACAACAUCAGGCAAAUGGCAAACCGUCUCCAGGUUUGGAUCCACUUUAUUUGAUUCAAGCUGGAUCUUGUCUGAAUUGUCAUCAUCCGAUCUUGGUGAGAGCAAGAUGUCCGAAAAUAGUGACUACUGUCAGAUUUCCUGUCUAACUGUUUCUUCCAACGCUCGGCACAUUUAUCUUAUCAACAGAGCCUCAAGCAGGCUAUACUCUUUGAGUUUACUUCGAGUACACGAAGGCAAUCAAAGAUCGUCUUUGUUAUGCGACGAUCAAUAUAUCAUUAUACCGUCGCAGAACGGAAACUCUCUCACCAAGUAUCCAUUACUACCUUUAUUUCAAAAAGUAGUGUCACGAUUUAAUUGCAUAAACGGAUCCAUCUCGAAACACGCACAGAAGAAGUUAACAGGGAAAUUUACGUUGGGAUUCAAUGCAUUUGAUCAACUAUCUCUAUCAUAUGGACCCCAUUUGUCUAUCUCAACGCCUGUGAGAUUUGGGGAUGAAAUAAACCAACCGUUAUGGUUCACGUUCUACAAUCAUUUAUCAGAGGCAAUGAACUUUGUCAAUCACUUUUGGGUAGGGGAUUACUUAGUUGCAAUAAGCCGCUUCCAUAGAGAGGAGGGACAUACGACAGCUGAUUCAAACAAUGAGGAUUUGAUAGUAGAUGAGUUAAUCAUCAUUGGAUCGAGUGGAUCUAGACACGGCGCUGGAGGCACCUACUUCAAAUUCGAUAGUGACCAGAUCGUUUGGCGUCACGCUUUCAAAAGCCAGAUCGUCAACUAUGAAUUGGUAGACAAGAAUGACAAAGAGAGCCACGUCCUCAAUUUGAUUACAAACGACCUAAAGAUUAUUCUGAUGCAAAUCUCCACCAAAUCUCCGAAGCAGGAUUCUUCAGGAAGAAAGAGCAACAGCAAGAUUCAGAUUCGGAUUAAAAAAACAAUUCAUUUGUCAAGCAUUAAACACAAAUUACCAAUUCGUCUUGUGCGGCAGUUUUUUUCUGUCCAAGGAAAACAUUUUCUAUUCUUAUUAAACAAUGGUGACUUCUUUUUCUUGAGAAACCAGCUUCCAGAUUCACACUUGGAAAGCACGAGAGGGCCGGUGCAAACAAACAAUAUGUAUGAUUUGAUUCUUGUCAAGAAAGCAGUGGAAGCGAUCUACCUCAGUGGAGUACAAUUCGAGAACCAUGAAGAGCAAACCAGAUACCUUACACUAGUGACAGGGAAAUACGCAUUUUUUUAUGAGCUCAAUGACUUAGUUGAGCGGGUUUAUGACUAUGAAGGUGUGGAGUAUUCAGGUGAAAAAAGAGCCAACGAUGAGAUCGUUCCUAUUGAAAUUCCCCACUCUACAUUUCUACCACUUCAGAUGAAUCAGAACGGCGCAACUCUUGAAAUUAGUGGGAUCGAGUUUCAAAGUAUUAUCAGAAGUGACAAGCUCCUUGUCAAAUAUAAGAUUGGGCGACAGAUGGUAUUGAGCAAUUUUAUAGCCCAUGAUUUGUUCGAGCUCGAUGUUCCGUUUGACGAGAUUAAAAGGAAAUACGCUGGCUUCCAAAGUUUCGAUUACUGCUUGGAAUUUUUGCUUUUUGAAUACUUGGAAGACGACAAUACCGGCAAUAAAGAAAAGUUGCAAAAGGUUUGCGAGUUAGUUGAUGUCACAACAUCUGCUGAUUCCAUUUACGUGAAUUUUUUAAGAAAAAUAGAAGUGAGGUACUGGGACAAAUUCUUUGCGCUUUUGAAGCAGACGCCUGAGGGUUUUAUGAACCGAUUGAUCGAAUCCAAUGAUGUCGAACUAUGCUACAGUUACCUUAAUGUUUAUCUCAACUUCAAGCGAGAGUCCGAGAGCAGUACUACGCUUGAUUCGUGUACAGCACAACAACCAAUCUUAGUUAUGGAGGAUCGCCAACUCAUUACAAAAAUAAUCGGCAUGCUUGCAGAUGCCGAGAAAUAUGACGAGUGUUUUGAACUUUGCCGAUUUAUUAAACUGUUGGAGCCAUCUGGUGAACUUCUCAAGAAAAUCCGCAGUGUACUUGCGUAA